Molecule: messenger RNA, 1185 nt
Organism: Epithele typhae
Lineage: Eukaryota; Fungi; Basidiomycota; Agaricomycetes; Polyporales; Epitheliaceae
Product: phospholipase C/P1 nuclease domain-containing protein
Exons: 3
Coding region: 1-1185 (394 amino acids)
Biological process (GO): DNA catabolic process
Molecular function (GO): endonuclease activity; nucleic acid binding
Source: RefSeq, a predicted model, not a curated record
AUGCGCACGUAUACUCUUACAGCGGUCGCUCUGGUCUCUGCGCUCAGUAGCGCACCGACAGCCUACGCUUGGGGCGCCGCAGGUCACGAAAUAGUCGCCACCAUCGCACAAAUCCACCUCCCCCGCCCCGUCCUCAACCUGGUAUGCGACAUCCUCCACCCCUCGCUCAACCUCUCCUCCCCCUCCGCUCGUGCCGCGCACUCCUAUCCACCCUGCUCGCUCGCACCUAUCGCCGCCUGGGCGGACCAAAUUCGGAGCAAGCCCCAGUACAGAUACACGGCCUCGAUGCACUACAUCAACGCCGUCGACGACGACCCGCCUGAGGAGUGCGUCUUCCCCGGGCCGCAAGGCUGGCAGGGCAAGUCUACCGCGAACGUCUUCGCUGCGCUGGGAACCCCUCAAGUUCUUCGUGCACUGGAUGGGGACAUGCACCAGCCGCUGCACAUGAGCGGGCGCGAGAAGGGCGGGAACGGGGCACGAGUCACCUGGAACGGGCGGGUCACCAACCUGCACAGCGUCUGGGACGGGUUGCUCAUCGCCCAGUCGCUGCGCUCCGUACCGCGCAACUACUCUCGCCCCCUCCCCGGCUCCGAGGGCGUAUUCGUCGAGCCCCACCUCCGCGGCGCGAUCUACGACGGAUACAUUCGCCGGAUCAUGCACGAGGGGCUCACCGUCGGCGGGCGGCUCGAUGAGGAGUCCCGCACCUGGCUCGAGUGUCCGCAGGCCCCCUCGACCUCUGAGCCCACCAAGUCCGGCUACACCCUGCCUCAGCGCGUGCAAGCGCUCCUCGGGCUCGACCUCGCGAGCGCGCUGGGGAUGACGACGCCCGCGGGCGCGGAGCGCGGGUGGGACGACGACGUGCUCUGCCCGUACGCGUGGGCGGCCCCGAUACAGAAGCUCAACUGCGAUCUCCCGGUAUGGCCCCACGAGCUCGACCUGCCCGGGACGCACCCGUCGGACGUUGCGCCAGAGAUCGACGAGGACGGGAAGGACAUGGCUGCCUCCGCAGAGGCGACCGCUCGACCUCCAAGGCACCCAGAUCUGGUGGAGUUGGACACGCCGGCAUACGCAGGGAAGAUUUAUCAGGAGUGGGUCGUGGAGAGGCUGCUUGCUAUGGCAGGGGUACGUCUUGCGGGAGUGCUCACGGACAUUUUCGCAGACGCGGCAGGAGAUCUCUACGCAUGA